AUGCCGACUGACGCGUCUACCGCUGCCAAGUCUCCUCCUCAUGUCAUCACUUGUCAGAGCGACAACUGUCCGAAUGGAAAACCGCCAGCGCGCCUGGAAUGUCCCACAUGCCAUAAGCUAGGAAUUACAGGCUCUUUCUUUUGUGAGCAAGCCUGCUUCAGGGAGAAUUGUGAGUGCACAUUGUUCAAAUCGCACAAGCAAAUACAUGAAUUCGUAAAGGCCUCUGCCAUUACAAAUCCAUUCCCAUCUUAUCGCUUUACUGGUUCUUUGCGGCCCGUAUAUCCCCUAUCUCCUCGAAGAGUAGUUCCGGACCACAUUCCUCGACCAGAUUAUGCAGAAGACAGCAUUCCACAUUCUGAGCUCAAAAGUGGAUAUUCUGGAAGCAUUAAAAUACUCACCAAACAGGAACAAGAAGGAAUGCGGGCAGUCUCUCGACUUGCGCGGGAAGUGCUCGACAUCGCGGCGUCUCAUAUUCGACCAGCUAUUACAACAGAUGAAAUAGAUGCUAUCGUUCACGAGGCUUGCAUCGAGCGCGGUGCCUAUCCAUCGCCAUUGAACUAUCGCAGAUUCCCGAAAUCCGUUUGUACCUCUGUCAAUGAAGUCAUCUGCCACGGAAUCCCUGAUCAGCGGAAGCUGGUCGAGGGCGAUAUAAUCAAUCUUGAUGUCACAUUAUACCACAAUGGAUUCCACGGUGAUGUGAAUGCAACAUACCCGGUUGGCGAGAUCAGCGAAGAAUCUCGGAAGCUCAUCGAUACCACUCGACGCUGCUUGGACGAAGCAAUCAAAAUCUGUAAACCGGGGGCAUUUUUCCGCGAUUUAGGCAAAGUCAUCGAACCAAUCGCCCAAAAGAGUGGCUGCAGCGUUGUGAGGCAGUACACGGGUCAUGGGAUACAUAGAUUGUUUCACUGCGUACCAAACAUUCCACACUAUGCCAAAAACAAGGCGGUUGGCCAGAUGAAGGAAGGAAUGUGUUUUACUAUUGAGCCGAUGAUCAAUUUGGGCAACCGGCAUGACGCUGAGCAUUGGCCUGACGAUUGGACCGCUGUCACUGUCGAUGGCAAUAGGAGCGCUCAGUUUGAAGAAACAUUGCUGGUUACUGCUGAUGGAGUGGAAGUAUUGACUAGAGGACCAUAA
Molecule: messenger RNA, 1134 nt
Organism: Cantharellus anzutake
Lineage: Eukaryota; Fungi; Basidiomycota; Agaricomycetes; Cantharellales; Hydnaceae
Product: peptidase M24, structural domain-containing protein
Exons: 13
Coding region: 1-1134 (377 amino acids)
Biological process (GO): proteolysis
Molecular function (GO): metalloaminopeptidase activity
Source: RefSeq, a predicted model, not a curated record